UCCACAGUCAUUCUUCACAAUUGAUUGUAGCUGGUUGCUUGUGUAAAUAAAUCGUAAAUUAUACGUAUAAAUAAAGUUUUUACGUGUACUUGUUAUUAAAUUGUGCAAACGAGUUAUUAGAUUAUUUCAAGACAACUUAUUUGCGUAUAACUAUAAUAGAAGUUGUUAUGUUAAAAAAUGUUUUGGUUAAUUGGAGGGAUUGUGAUAUUAUUUGUGAUAUGGAAAUUAUUCUUUGAAGAGGAAAAUCCGUUAGACCAUCUUCCCGGUCCGAAGAAAUGGCCGAUCGUUGGAUGUGCCUUCUCAUUAUUAGGGACACCAUAUGAUGACCUCUUCUCUACGAUGCUAGAAUUUCCCAAGAAGUACGGCUAUAGAUAUGUCCUAAAGAUAUUCAGUCGUCGCAUUCUGCACGUUUACAAUGUCGAUGAUUUUGAGAUAAUUUUGACACACUCAAGAAACAUAACAAAGAACAGGCCGUAUGACUUUUUGGAGCCAUGGCUCGGAGCUGGUCUUCUAAUCAGCACAGGUAGUAAAUGGCAUCGACGUCGUAAAACUUUGACACCAACCUUUCAUUUUAACAUAUUAAGGAAUUUUAGCAAAGUUUUUGAAGAAAAAAGUCGAGAUUUGGUUCACAAAUUGAAGAAUAUGCCGGAAGGGAAUGUCGAUGUUCUUUCUGUUAUUGGAGAUUUUACACUUUACACAAUUUGCGAAACAGCGAUGGGGACACAACUCGAUUGUGAUAGUUCAACAUCAGCCGUGGAAUACAAAGAUACUAUUAAAAAUAUGGGAACUCAAGUUAUAAGUAGAUUGACAAAGUUCUGGCUGCAUCCCGAUCUUCUAUUCUAUCAAACUUCUUUGGGCAAACAAUUCGCUCGUAACUUGGUUACGGCCCAUUCGUUUGCGGAUAACGUAAUAGCUGAAAGAAAGAAGAGAAUAGAUCAAGAAGGUUCUUUAGUUAAGAAUUUAGAAGAUACAACUAAAGAUAAUUCUAAAAGAAGACUGGCAUUGUUAGAUUUACUUAUAGAAGCGGAGAGUAAUGGAGAAAUUGAUGUUGAAGGGAUAAGAGAAGAAGUUAAUACUUUCAUGUUUGAGGGUCAUGAUACGACCGCUAUGGCUCUUUCUUUCGGACUAAUGCUGUUAGCUGACCACGAAGAUGUUCAGGAAAGGAUUUUCGAAGAAUGCAAAGCGAUAUUCGGGAAUUCAGAUCGCACUCCGAGCUGGUCAGAUCUGGCUGAGAUGAAAUAUUUGGAGGCGACAAUCAAAGAAAUCUUACGAUUGUAUCCCAGCGUACCUUUUAUAGGACGAGAGAUUACUGAAGAUUUCAUGCUUGGCGAUAUUCUGGUGAAGAAAGGUGUGGAGGUGCUGGUCCACAUCUACGACAUGCAGCGCCGCGCAGACUUAUACCCUGACCCUGAGGCGUUCCAGCCUGAACGGUUCCUGAACGGGGAGGUGCGACAUCCAUACGCCUUUGUACCCUUCAGCGCUGGACCCAGGAAUUGCAUAGGUCAGAAGUUCGCAAUGCAAGAGAUGAAGUGCGCGCUGAGUGAGAUCUGCCGCAACUUCACGCUGGUGGCGGCGGAGCGCGGAGCUAGACCCAAACUGAAGGCUGACAUCGUGCUUAGACCUGUACAUCCUAUAUAUGUUAAGUUUAUACCUAGAUCAAGAGAUUAAAAUACAUUUUGUUGAAAUA
This is a messenger RNA of Papilio polytes (common Mormon), 1687 nucleotides long. Its product is annotated as cytochrome P450 4C1-like. NCBI's taxonomy places the organism in Eukaryota, Metazoa, Arthropoda, Insecta, Lepidoptera, Papilionidae. The record is from RefSeq and is a predicted model, not a curated record. The transcript is spliced from 10 exons. The coding region runs from base 178 to 1668 and encodes 496 amino acids. Gene Ontology annotation, molecular function: monooxygenase activity; iron ion binding; heme binding.